Molecule: messenger RNA, 1005 nt
Organism: Sycon ciliatum
Lineage: Eukaryota; Metazoa; Porifera; Calcarea; Leucosolenida; Sycettidae
Product: E3 ubiquitin-protein ligase TRIM36-like
Exons: 2
Coding region: 1-1005 (334 amino acids)
Molecular function (GO): zinc ion binding
Source: RefSeq, a predicted model, not a curated record
AUGCGGCCACCAUGUGUAUUCUGCAAGAAUGGAGCCGGCAAGGCAGGAAAACUGCUCAAGUGUCUUCACAAGAUCUGCUUAGACUGUCUUCCGCACAGUAUUCAGCAAGAUGGACGGAUACGCUGUUCCAAAUGUCCACGUACUACGCCAUGUCCACCGCCUGGUCGCAAUUACAAACAGGUGUUGGUUGACGACUCCAUGUUCCACACUGUUUUAGAUAGUCAUGAUGGAACCACGAAUGCGAACACUAAAGACGAUGAUCAUCAAAUCUUUGCUGGUGAAAGCAUGGAUUCUCCUAACAUCCCACAAGAAUCAAAGAGCUCUCACCUAGUCCAUUCUGCCGUUGUGGAUGCUCAAGGUUUCCAGAUAUCUCAUCACGGGCGAGUGCACUUUUGCUCUUACCAUAUGAAGAUGAAGUUGCAGUAUUACUGCACCCUAUGUCGGGAGGUUUUGUGUGAAACGUGUAAGGAACAAGAUGAGCACGCGUCACAUAUCGAUCAGAUCAAUGAUGGCGCUGAAGCAGCCGGAACCUUAAGACACAGACUUACGGAGCGCCUGAGCAACAUGAUCCCUGAUGACAACGAAAAGGAAGUGAACGAAAGCCUGGAUUACGCCGGUGAUCUUCUCACAGCAUUUGAGUGUGACUCUGCAAGUCAAGUGUCCAGGAUCAAGACAAUGAUACAUGAGCAGUGCCAGGAGCUACUUUUCAGAGUAGAGAAGCGAAAACAGGAGCUGAUUAGCGAGGGUGAAUUGCGGAAGAAGGAGCUAGUCGAAGUCCUAGACCAUUUACGGGAGUCGAACAACGCUCUUCAUCACAUACUUGACGCACCCAGAAAUGCUCUAAGAAUCAAAGACCUCGUUAAAAUGCGUCCACAUUCGAUUCAGCUUCUGACAGACGUGUCUCGUGACAUUGUGGCCAGAGGAAGAUCGCUACUGUGGAGAAUAGCAUUCACGUGCAGGAAAAUGUCAGAAGUGGAAGGACAAUUUCGUAUUAUGGGUUUAUGA